GUCAUUUUAAACGCGUGCCGGAGUUGACCAAUCAGCACGCUCUCGUGGUGAGCUAGCGCGAGGCUUGUGUGUAGUCUUCUGUCGGGAAGAAGCGCGUAGCCAUAGUGCGAGCUGAGAGACCAUAUCGUUCAGUAAGAUACCUCUGAGUGCACACUUGUAGUGAGAGGUGAAGUGUCAUCCAGCCUCCAGGAUGGCAAAAGGUGAUCCAGCAAAGCCGAAGGGCAAAAUGUCUGCUUAUGCCUACUUUGUGAAGACUUGUCGUGAGGAGCACAACAAGAAGAACCCUGGGGUUUCUGUGAAUUUUUCAGAAUUCUCCAAGAAGUGUUCAGAGAGAUGGAAAGUUAUGUCUCCAAAAGAGAAGACCAAGUUUGAGGAGUUGGCCAAGCAGGAUAAGGCUCGCUAUGACCAAGAAAUGAUGAACUACAAUCCAGGCAAAAGGGGUCGAAAGACUAAGAAGGAUCCCAGUGCACCUAGGAGGCCACCGUCUGGAUUUUUCCUGUUCUGUUCUGAACACAGGCCCAGUAUCAAAGCUCAGAAUCCUAGCAUGGGCAUCGGUGAUGUGGCAAAGAAGCUUGGUGAGAUGUGGAACAAUCUGUCCGACUCUGAGAAACAACCCUUCCUUUCAAAGGCCAAUAAACUCAAGGACAAAUACCAGAAGGACAUGGCCGACUACAAGAGCAAGGGGAAAGUGGGUGGUGGGGUGGCAGCAGGCAAAGCGAAAUCCAGGGAUGAUGAUGACGAUGACGACGACGACGAUGAUGAAGAGGAGGAGGAUGAAGAUGAUGAGGAAGAUGAUUAAAGGACUUUGUAUCCUUAAUCUGACACUAGGGGGUGUUGCAGUCAUCACUGCCAGUGUAAAUUGAAAUGAAUCAGUGUAUUUCGCACCCAUGGAGAAACCCAACUUCUGUAAGCUAAGACUAAAUGUCUUAUCUUACAGAAGGUCUGGACUUGCAGUAUGCUUUUGUUCAUGCUACCCCAAAAAUUUUCAAAGAAGGGGGACAAUGUUUUUGCUGUUUAGCCAUAAACCUCUGGUAGCACAAGGAUACAUGCAUGUUUUAAAGUUGUUUAAGGUUCUUUCCAUGACUUGUCUAAGAACCUACAUUUUAUUUUUCUAUUCUCCCAGCUUCAAGUUGUACAGUUUAAGUUUGGCAGAACAAUGUAGCAAAAUGCAAGUUUUUGUUGGCAAUUGCUAGAGGUUGUUUUAUGCUUAACCACUGUAUGUAGGGUUUUUUCUCCCAGACAUGAUUUGAUUUUUGGGUAAAUGCACUGAACCAUUUGCAGAACUUUUUUUUUUUUUUUUGUUUUUUUUUUUUUAAAUUUAUUUUUUCCCCCUUCCCUUUAACCAGUUUAACAUGGUUACAAACAACCUUUAUCUGGUUAAAUCCCUUAUUUGUGCUGGUUUUUUAUGCAUAGUUAAAACUUAUUUAAAAUGACACGUUUUAGAUCUAGGAAUUGUGGGUUGUUUUUUUUUUUUUUUUUUUUUUCUUUUUUUUUUUUUUUUAAAUAAAUGUAAAAUGUUGUGAUUGUUUUGGAUUAUAAUGGCUUAUUCUUAUUCAUAAUUUGUUGCUGGUGUAUGAAUAUUUAUGGGAAUAAAGUGGUCAACAUUGAUGCAA
Ictalurus furcatus (blue catfish) is the source of this 1613-nucleotide messenger RNA. It is a transcript of the gene hmgb3b, whose product is annotated as high mobility group box 3b. Gene Ontology annotation, biological process: regulation of transcription by RNA polymerase II. The transcript is spliced from 5 exons. Lineage: Eukaryota; Metazoa; Chordata; Actinopteri; Siluriformes; Ictaluridae. The coding region runs from base 191 to 799 and encodes 202 amino acids. Gene Ontology annotation, molecular function: DNA binding, bending. The record is from RefSeq and is a predicted model, not a curated record.